Phodopus roborovskii (desert hamster) is the source of this 2587-nucleotide messenger RNA. RefSeq names its product potassium channel tetramerization domain containing 5 (gene Kctd5). Gene Ontology annotation, biological process: protein homooligomerization; proteasome-mediated ubiquitin-dependent protein catabolic process. Gene Ontology annotation, molecular function: cullin family protein binding. The record is from RefSeq and is a predicted model, not a curated record. Gene Ontology annotation, cellular component: Cul3-RING ubiquitin ligase complex; cytoplasm. The transcript is spliced from 6 exons. Lineage: Eukaryota; Metazoa; Chordata; Mammalia; Rodentia; Cricetidae. Bases 16 to 834 code for a protein of 272 amino acids.
UCCGCCUUGCUCAUCAUGCCUGGGCGGGCACUUUACUGGGGUGGACCCAUGGGCGGGACAACUCGUAGAACUACAUUAAAGAACGGACGCUUCCGGCGAAGGGGCACUGUGGCGGGGCUUGUUGGGAUCAUGGCGGAGAAUCACUGCGAGCUGCUGUCGCCCGCUCCGAGCGGCCUCGGGGCGGGGCUGGGGGGCGGCCUGUGCCGCCGCUGUAGCGCUGGGCUCGGCGCCCUGGCACACCGCUCCAGUGGCGUGUCCAAGUGGGUCCGGCUCAACGUCGGUGGCACCUACUUCCUCACCACCCGGCAGACGCUGUGCCGGGACCCGAAGUCUUUCCUGUACCGCUUGUGCCAGGCGGACCCCGACCUAGACUCAGACAAGGAUGAAACAGGUGCCUAUUUAAUCGACAGAGAUCCCACCUACUUUGGACCUGUACUGAACUACUUGAGACAUGGAAAGCUAGUUAUUAACAAAGACCUCGCAGAGGAAGGAGUGUUGGAAGAAGCAGAAUUUUACAAUAUCACCUCACUAAUAAAACUUGUAAAGGAUAAAAUCAGAGAACGAGACAGCAAAACAUCACAGAUGCCAGUGAAGCAUGUGUACCGUGUCCUGCAGUGCCAGGAGGAAGAGCUUACACAGAUGGUAUCCACCAUGUCAGACGGCUGGAAGUUUGAGCAGCUGGUCAGCAUUGGCUCCUCCUACAACUAUGGAAAUGAAGACCAGGCUGAGUUCCUCUGUGUGGUUUCCAAGGAGCUGCACAACACCCCGUAUGGCACACCUAGUGAGCCGAGUGAGAAAGCCAAGAUUUUGCAAGAACGGGGCUCAAGGAUGUGAGGAAUACUGACAGCUGAAGAAAUGAUUUUCUUUUCCCCAAGAUAAAGUGAACCGCCAUGUGCAGAAAGCAUGGCUGUGAGAAGAAACCUGCUUUUGAUCAUUUCUCUAGAGAUCUGGGUGUGGAUCCUUUUUUGCCUCAGAUGUGGGUGGCGAGAGACAGCCCAGCUGUCAAGCCAGUCGUCUCCACAGGGAGGCAGCUAGGGCUGGGCUGUCAGUUUCUGUGGUCUCACUCUUCUUUCCGAGUGCUCCGUGGGACUGAGGCAGGAUGCUGCUGACCAGCCACGCAUUCCUGAAGAUGAUUUGAAGGACAAGGUCCUUGGUGCUACACACAGUCUGCAACAAGCAGCCUGGGCCUUGCCAGGAGGGAGGGGCAGCUGCCGCAACUCCUGUCCAAUGCACUGCGGCUUAGGGCAUGGGUACCUGCUCAUCACUGGUUGAGUACCAGGCCCUCAUCCUUGGGUCAGGGAGGCCACUAGGCCUCCAGGCAUGAUUGGUUGAUUUCUCUUGACCUCUGCUGAGGCUCCUGACAAAGGCAGCCUCCACAUUAUCACUACUUCUGGGCACCUCCCCUGGACUACACCCCUUCAGAGCCAGGCUCUUAAAAUGUCCUGUCAACUUGGCCCAGGAUCAUCAAGGCUUCUCAAUUUGUAUUUCCAGGCAAGAGGACUUUGUAUCCCUUUUUAAAAGUGUGGAUAGACCACCCGGUGUUUAUACUCUUUAGAAAUGCCUAAAAGUGUUGCUACAUUUUGGAUUGAUCUGUUAAAUCAUUUAAGGGAGGUAGAUGUUUUGCCUCAUAUGCCCCACCUGUGGGCUCAUGGGGGAGCUGGCGCCUACCAGUGCCUUUGUUGUGCCUGGGAUGGAGGCUAGGGCAGGAGGCCUGUCCACCUGGUUUCUGGAGCUGACACUCCAGGUCAUGUUGAACAUUCAGGAUGUUUACAGCGCAAACAUGUCUCCUUCUCACUGGCUCUCAUUUUCUUGUAUAACUAUGCAGUUCUUCUCUUGCAUUUCUGGAGUGUUUGAGACUGCACAACCUGCAUGGGCUCUGUUCACCUGACAUGACAUUGGAGCUGCUAAGGUUCCUGCAGAGGCUACGCCUGCUGGCUUUGGAACAGACCUUUCUCAGCUGGUUAGGGGAUGUAGCAGGCCACAUACUUGGCCCAAGCAAGCAAGCUCUGUGCUUCUUGACCCCUGGCUUCCCAAGGGAGCUGUGCAAACUGACUGCCAAGGCUGCCUGUGUGCAGGUCAGAGCCUCUAACACUGUUUCAAAUGCUUCCAGAAACUUCUUGCCUAGGCCCUUUUCCUUCUCCUCUGCCAAUAACUGAUAAAUCAAGUUCUCCAGCAUCUAGGACUGACCUCGUCUUUUCCUAAGGUCUGUUGUUUGUUGUUAAAUGUUUGGUUUAAAUGAUUCAUAAAAACCUUUCUAUUGGGUUGAUUGGGCCUCAGCAGCCCUUGGGUCAGUGGCUCUGCUGUUGGCCAUGGGAAAUACUCUGGGGAGUGGCUGGACACUUAGCAUUGUUUGAUUUGCGACCUUGACAGUAGAUAGGCUUGUGGGUUUUUUUUUUUUUUUUUUUUUUUUUGUUUUGUUUUGUUUUGUUUUUGUUUUUUAAUUUAAUGAUAUUAAAAACUUAAUUCACUAAAAUUCUAAGGGGAUAUUUAUACUUUUAUACUUUUUUAGGUAUCCGUAUUUUAUCAGCUUACUGUUUAAUGCCUAAGUUUCCCCUGAAAAUAGUAAAUAAAAUUGUGUAUUUAUGAA